CACUGAUUCACCCAACUCAGUGAAACGUUAGCUGACUCGCUAGCUAGAGCAACGGGGAACUAUCACAGAGACGGAAGCCUGGGGAGAGUUGAACAUGGCCGAACCCGAGCAACACGAAGGCGAGCAGGACCUAGAGAAGAAAAUUGAGGAGACGAGACAGAGAUUCAAGAAUGAGUUCCUCCAAGAUUCAACAGAAAAAUAUGACUCUAAAGAUGUGGAGAGGCUUCAAAAGGAUGAUGCUCUGGUGGAGGGCUACCUGCAAUGGAGAGUCUGCGUUGUUGACGAUGCCUUGAAAAUGAUUGAUGAAAGCUUUCAGUGGAGAAAAGAAUAUGGUGUGAAUGAUCUCACUGAGAGCACCAUUCCCAGAUGGAUGUUUGAAAGUGGAGCUAUCUACCUCCACGGCUAUGACAAAGAGGGCAACAAGCUCUUCUGGUUCAAAGUAAAGCUACACGUCAAGGAUGCAAAAACCGCCAUGGACAAGAAGAAGUAUGUUGCCUUCUGGUUGGAGCGCUAUGCAAAGAAAGAACCUGGGAUGCCACUCACUGUUGUGUUCGACAUGACGGAGUCUGGCCUCAGCAACAUAGACAUGGAUCUUGUGAAGUACAUCAUCAAUUGCUUCAAAAUAUACUAUCCAAAGUUUUUAUCCAAAAUGAUCAUCGUGGAUAUGCCUUGGAUCAUGAAUGCUGCAUGGAAGAUCGUGAAGUCGUGGUUGGGUCCCGAGGCCAUAAGCAAGCUCAAGUUUGCAUCCAGAUCUGAGAUCCAGGGAUUCAUCGGCCUUGAGUACCUACCACCUCACAUGGGUGGAACGGACCCCUUCAAGUUCAGCUACCCACCGCUUCCCGAUGACGACUUCCAAACACCCAUCUGUGAAAACGGACCAAUCGUUAGUGAGGACGAGACGGAGAUCAAAGAGGCUGAAAUGGAGGGAAAAGAUGCCCUGGAGUCCAGCUUCCACUCUCAGAUUGCGGUUAAGCCCAAAAAGGUGAAUUUCCUGGAAAACGGCAUGAGGGCAGACGUUAAUGACAAAGGAGACACAAGUGCCAAGACCAAAGGGCCCAGGAAGCCACUGACGACCUUCAAAGGCCCUCUGCUAGAUGUUAGCCCCGCAGAGGAGCUCAGCUUUGGUUCGACAGAGACGGAGAAAAAAAGCCUCAUUAUUCUGAGCAAUGUAACCAAAAACCAGGUGGCUUUCAAGGUCCGGACCACGGCACCCGAGAAGUACAGAGUGAAGCCGAGCAGCAGCUGCUGUGAACCCGGAGCCUCCGUCGACAUCGUGGUGUCCAUCCACGGAGGUUCUCAAGCUUCUCCACAGGACCGAUUUUUGGUCAUGGCUGCGGAGAUGGACAAUGCUGGAUCGCAAGAACUCGCACAGUUCUGGAAAGAAGUCCCAAAAGCCAAGAUCAUGGAACACAGACUGCGCUGUCAUGUUCUGGAGAGCGUUAAACCGACUUUGAACCUUCUGAGGGGCGGCCCCGUGGAGACGGGCACCGGCAGGGAGCAGGAGUUCAACACAGCGGCAUGGGAUGAUAACUUUAAUUUCACAUCACUCAUGCGAGUGAUGACCAGCAACGCGCGGAUGGAGCAGAAGCUGAAUACGUGUCUGUGGGUGCAGAAGGUUCUGAUGGGGUUGGUGCUGGUCCUCGUGGUGCUGAACCUGCUGUGCCUCCGCCUGCUGAGCGCUCAGCAGCAGCCGUCCUGACCGGCCGCGGCCGCCUCCCCCUGUAUCCGUCCACCUCGGCCGCACGGACAGUUCCACUCGGACCAGUUUACUACCCGAGGGACGGUCGGCCUGAGCUCCCCCUCCCCGUGGGGCUGCUGUGCCGACUUUAGAACAACAACAACAACGUGAGUUGUUGUGGAGUUACUAUAUGAAGAGAUUGUACUCGUCUUAUUCCAGGCACUUGAGAGUUAAUGCAACAGAAACCCUUUUAAAAAUGUGACAACAAACCAGUAAUGCUUUUUUUUCCUUUUUUUUAACCAACCAUUAAAUGAACGUGUAUUUAUUGCUAAAAAACACUAUGUAGGAAGAAUUAGUUAUUUUUGUGAUCAUAAUGUACACUUUUUUAUAAUAUAUAAAUCUGCAGAAUAUAAAAUAAACAAUUUUUGUCAACUUA
Messenger RNA from Pseudoliparis swirei, 2114 nucleotides. RefSeq names its product motile sperm domain containing 2 (gene mospd2). The record is from RefSeq and is a predicted model, not a curated record. The coding region runs from base 95 to 1699 and encodes 534 amino acids. Lineage: Eukaryota; Metazoa; Chordata; Actinopteri; Perciformes; Liparidae. The transcript is spliced from 16 exons.